AAUGGACAGUGCCAAUGGAUCGUUGACCGUUUGCUUACCUUCGGUCGGUUAGAUUCUUUUCCCAAAGAUGACGGUUACAUACUCGUCGGUUGUGGCAACUGCGAAAUAUUGGACUUUUAUAAGAUUAUUGUUUAUGUGGAAAGGAAGCGUUUAUCGUCUGGUUUGGUUCGAGUUUUUGGUCUUCGUCGGUAUAUACUCCGUUUUAUCUGUUACAUACAGGUUUAUCCUCAGUGCGACACUGAAGAGGUAUUUUGAGCUAUUGUGCAUCUAUUGUGGUCGGUACAACGAAACGGUUCCUGUAGCAUUCGUUUUGGGCUUUUACGUUUCACUUAUUGUUCAACGUUGGUGGGAACAGUUCCUAGCAUUACCGUGGCCUGAUCGUUUGGCUUUGUUUAUAACAGCUUUUUGUCAUGGGAACGCUGAACGCCCAACAAGAAUUAGGCGAAAUAUAGUUCGAUAUAUCAAUCUGUCUUAUUGUAUUGCUUUACGUGCAAUCUCAUCUCGAGCUCGCCUGCGUUUUCCAACAGAAGAACAUCUUGUUAGUGCAGGAUUGAUGACACAAGAAGAAUUGGAUAUUUAUCGUAGUACUCAACCCAGUGAAUAUACUUUAUACUUUGUUCCAUUAGUAUGGGCCCUAGAUAUGGUUACUAAAGCUCGUGAAGAAGGCUACAUACGCUUUGAUAGAGCUGUAGAAAUUUUGACGAAUGAAAUCACAUCAUUUCGUGGUAAAUUAGGUACAAUAUUUGCUUAUGAUUGGGUUAAUCCUCCACUCGUAUAUACCCAAACUGUAACAAUUGCUGUAUAUGGAUAUUUUGGUACAUGUUUACUUGCAUGGCAGUAUUUAGACCCAUCGAAAAAAUAUGAAGGUCAUGAUGUUGAUAUUUAUGUGCCAAUUUUCGGUUUACUACGUUUCUUCUUCUAUAUUGGAUGGCUGAAGGUUGCAGAGUCAUUAAUUAAUCCAUUUGGUGAAGAUGUUGACGAUUUUGAAAUUGAAUAUUUAAUUGAAAGAAAUUUACAAGUGAGUUAUUUUGUAUGUUUAGUUAUAAUUCACUUUAAUAUGAUAUAUAUAUUCUACAGCGAUUCGGAAGACUCUUCAGGUAUCCCACAUUGUACUAACAUUCCAUGGACCUAAAUUAAUGAUUGCUCUGGUUGUUAGAAGGGCUAUCAGACUUGUAACUUCCGAAGGAACUAGGCUUUUACCAUAAGGUGUCAUAACUCUUCUAAAUGAAGGCCUUCUAACUCCUAGGGUAGAGUUUAAAUGAUUUGAAUUAUUUUUUCUGGUUAGCGUUUUUUAGCGAGUUAGUUUUCUACAGGAUGGUGUCGCUAACCUCAUGCCCAACCCUCCUCUCCUUUAUCCAGGCUUCAGAACGGCAGUAGCCCCAGCGGGGCUAUAUAUAUAUAUAUCUCGGCAUCAGUUGAGUAUUAAUCAAGAUGAUCCAUGAAGUCAUUGACAAGUGGACUGAGUCAUGUUGGUAGGUGUAGACUACCUGGUUGGGAUCCGCGAGUUGAUAGCAACCGAUGGUUAGAAACCCUGAAUGACAUGGCUCAAAAUGGCUUGCAAUGGCGCAGGUGCAUCAACGCUUUGUGUCUUCCCGAAUUCUAAUCUUCUUAAUUCUUCAUGUCCCUUUUUUCUCUUUCCAAAUUGAUUUAACUGAAUUAUACUCCUUGAAUAAUAUCUUCAGACCCUAAUCUUUCAGAUCACUGCUUAUACUUUUACUACCCCUACCACUAUGGGAUUUGAAUCGACAAUUGUAUCUGUGUGCUAAUGUGGUAUGGUAACUCGGACUGAUGUACGAACGUACGAAGUUCUACGUUGUUACUGACUGACUGAUUAUUUCAAUAAUUUUAAUAUACCUUGUUUUACACUUAUUUGAACUAAGUAGAAUUUUUUUGUAAUAAUUGAUUUAAGUAAUUUAUCCAUGCUACAUCAUGAUUUUAUAUAUGCCAUGAUUAAUAUAUUCUAAAUGCAUAUAUAUAUGCACGUUUUAGUAAUUUUCUAUGGAAAUUUAAGAUUGCAUUAUGU
This is a messenger RNA of Schistosoma spindalis, 2023 nucleotides long. Lineage: Eukaryota; Metazoa; Platyhelminthes; Trematoda; Strigeidida; Schistosomatidae. The record is from the annotation of a GenBank genome assembly.